Messenger RNA from Cotesia glomerata, 1773 nucleotides. RefSeq names its product inositol polyphosphate 5-phosphatase K. NCBI's taxonomy places the organism in Eukaryota, Metazoa, Arthropoda, Insecta, Hymenoptera, Braconidae. Gene Ontology annotation, cellular component: cytoplasm; plasma membrane; ruffle. Bases 375 to 1673 code for a protein of 432 amino acids. The transcript has 8 exons. Gene Ontology annotation, molecular function: phosphatidylinositol-4,5-bisphosphate 5-phosphatase activity. Gene Ontology annotation, biological process: phosphatidylinositol dephosphorylation. The record is from RefSeq and is a predicted model, not a curated record.
UAGUAGUGGUAGUGAAAAUACAGAAAGUUGAAUAUUCUAGCUGUCACUAGCAGGUAAAACGUCAUAAUGACCAGCCAGAAGGCUUAGUAAAAAUAAAAGAGAUAUUUUAUAAAAGUUAAGUGGUUUCGAUAAACAUCUUGAAUAAUAAAAUGGCUCAGAUGGAUUCUCUCUUUUGUUGCGUACGGAAUAUUAAAAACCAAACAACUGUAAACAAUUAUUUUACGCGGGAUUCGUAAAGUAAUUGGUUAAAAAACAAGGAUCCAAAUAUCAUGCAUUAAACCCUAAGCUGAAACCUUAGUAAAUUAUUUAAUUCUAAUAAUAAUCCCAGUGUAAUUAUAUUAAUACUGACUUUAUAUUUUUAAAACAAUAACAAGAUGAAUAGUCAAUUACUUAGUUUUUAUUUUGUGACCUUCAAUGUUGCUACCAAGUUUCCUGAGCAAGAUGCUGCUCAGAUGUUGGGCAUUCAUCACAAGAAGUCGGACCCAUCACCUGAUUUCUACGUCAUCGGACUUCAGGAGAUCAAGUCCCAGCCGCAGAACGUGCUGCUGGAUAUGAUUUUCGAAGACCCAUGGACCAAAAGCUUCAAAGACAUCCUUAAGGAAUAUGACUACGUAAAAAUACGUACCCAGCGGCUUCAAGGAAUGGUACUUAAUGUAUUUUGCCUGAGAAAGCAUUUGACUCACUUGAGGUUGAUUGAAGCGCGUUAUACCAAGACUGGCUUUGGUGGGAUGUGGGGAAACAAAGGAGCUGUUAGUGUACGAUUGAAUAUUUAUGGAGUUAAUAUUUGUAUUAUCAAUACACAUCUAACUCCCCAUGAUCAUUUAAUGAAUGAUAGGAUAGCUGACUAUAAUACAAUACUUAGAGAACAUGCUUUCGAGGUACCUGAAACGAAACAUAUCUUAUUCCAUGACUACGUAUUUUGGAUCGGUGAUCUAAAUUUCCGUCUUCACGGUGAAGACUUGAACGCAAGUACAAUAGACUCGUUAGCUAAAAAACAAGAUCUAGAUGUUUUGCUAGCGAGGGACCAGUUGAAAAUGGUGAUGGAGAAUGGAGACGCUUUUGCAGAACUCCUUGAAAGUCCUAUUACAUUCCCGCCUACUUACAAAUUUGAAUUUUCAUCUCAAGAUUACGAUCUUAAACGGCGACCCGCUUGGACUGACAGAAUUUUGUACAAAGUUAAUAGCGAUGUUUAUGAAGAUAUUAAAUUAGCAGCCACUCAAUCUAGUUAUAAAAGUCAUCCUGAUUACGUAGUAUCUGAUCAUAAACCUGUGACGGCAGAGUUUGAAAUUGUGGUGAGACCAAAUUUCCAAGACCAUGGAGUAGAUUUCCAAUCUUUGAGCCAAUGGUUCAUCGAUGAAGAAAAUUCAGUAUCUUAUACACUAAUUGGAGACUUUAAACCAACAAGCGGAGAUUGGGUAGGACUUUUUCAUCAGGGAUUUUCUAGCAUAGAUGAAUAUAUUCAAUAUGAAUACGUAACUCGAGGAAGACCAUCUACUACGUCAGAACCUUGUGCAAUAAAUGACCGAAUUUACUUUAGCGAUACAGCAUUGAGGAUGCCUGGAAUGUAUUGUCUGGUAUAUGUUGCUCAACGUGGUGAUAUUGUCAGCAUUCUGGGUAUCAGUCCGGCAUUCCCGUGUCACCGAAGGCCAGGCAGUACUCAGAACUCGAUCUAGUUAAUUGAUUAAUCACGUAAAAUCUUGCGAUAUUAAACUCCACUUGUGUUAACUUGAGUUCAAUAAACCAGUGAAUUUUUUUAUAGUAUUUUUUGCAUAG